Juglans regia (Persian walnut) is the source of this 571-nucleotide messenger RNA. Its product is annotated as non-specific lipid-transfer protein A-like. Gene Ontology annotation, biological process: lipid transport. Gene Ontology annotation, cellular component: membrane. NCBI's taxonomy places the organism in Eukaryota, Viridiplantae, Streptophyta, Magnoliopsida, Fagales, Juglandaceae. Gene Ontology annotation, molecular function: lipid binding. Bases 33 to 386 code for a protein of 117 amino acids. The transcript is spliced from 2 exons. The record is from RefSeq and is a predicted model, not a curated record.
CUAAGCAUUAGUCUUUAAUCCAAAAGAGAUUAAUGGAGAAGAAAACAAUUCUAACGACCUUUGGGUUGAUGAUGAUGAUGUUGAUCCUAAGCGCAACUACUGCAAGAGCCGAUCUAUGCCAGGAUGCAUUGAAAGCUUUGUUGCCUUGCAUGCCGUUCUUGACGGGUUCUGACCCCCCAACACCCAGUGCUAACUGCUGCCUAGGUGCAAACGAAGUGCUGAAUAAAGCUACGACCUCCGAAGAUCGCAAGGCUCUGUGUGUCUGUUUCAAAAAUGCUGCAGCCCAGGAUGGUGUUAAGUCUGAUAGGGCUGAACAGCUUCCCGACCUCUGCAAGAUCAAAGUUCCGGUUCCGAUCAAACCCGGUGUGGACUGCAACAAAUUAUGAUGAUUCUGUGGUAAGGAUCGAGUGGAGGAUCGAGUGGAGAUAACAAAUAAAUAUGGGGAACAUUGAUAGAUAGAGCAACAUAUAUGGCCAUCUUAGAUAUAUUAAUAUUCAGCUGUAAACAUUAAUAUAUCGAAGAUCGACUCUUUUUGGCUAUCUUAUAUUAUAUAUAUGCAUGAAAAUAUCAA